AACACGAUAAACAACAUGCACGAACAAACUUUGCCAAGGGUUGACCAAACGAAUUCAACAAUAAUAGACAUUGAAAAUGUAGUCAGAAAAAGUGAGCAAAUUUCGGCAACUGAAUUGGUUCAGCAUACCAAGCAGGCGUUUGAUUCUGGUAUCACUCGUCCGUUGUGGUUUAAAAAACAUCAGCUGAAGGGUCUUCUAGAGUUUCUCACUGUAGAAGAAGCUCAAAUAUGCCAAGCCUUAUAUGACGACCUUAGGAAACCCUUGCAGGAAUCGCUGAUUGCGGAAAUAUAUCUGGUUAAAAGAGAAAUUAAUAAUGCUUUGAAGAAUUUAAAGAGUUGGACUCAACCACAAAAAGUUAAACAGUCUAUUGUGAAUAUGUUCGACGAUUUGUUAAUAGCUAGUGAUCCUUACGGUGUAGUUUUGCUUAUCGGUACUUGGAAGUACCCUAUUCUCAUUAUAUUGGCACCACUUGUUGGUGCCAUCGCUGCUGGAAACUGUGUUGUUAUUAAACCUUCAGAAGUAGCACAAGCUACUUCGAACCUCAUCGCUAAAUAUUUGCCAAAGUAUAUAGAUACCAAUUGCUAUCCCGUUUAUACAGGCGGGCCAAAAGAAACAAGUGAAUUGCUAGAACAGAGAUUCGACUACAUAUUUUACACAGGAUCUACAGAGGUAGGAAAAAUUGUUCACAAAGCUGCAAGUAAAUAUCUGACGCCUACAACCUUAGAACUAGGAGGGAAAAAUCCUGUAUAUGUUGACAAAUCCGCCAAUCUAAAAGCGACAGCUAAAAGAAUAUUAUGGGGCAAAUUUCAAAACUGCGGGCAGAUUUGUAUAUCACCAGAUUAUAUACUAUGUACCCCAGAAGUACAGGUUAAGCUUUUAGGAUUUAUGGAAGACGUUAUUAAGGAAUUUUUUAAUGGUUCAGUUAAAACGUCAAAAGAUUAUGCCAGAAUCAUUAACUCAAGACACUUUGAUAGAUUAGUAGGAUUGCUGAAGAACCAGAACAUUGCCAUAGGUGGUCAUCUCGAUGCCGACGAGCGCUAUAUAUCUCCAACUAUUCUUGUAGAUGUUCAUCCUGAAGAUCCAGUGAUGCAAGAAGAAAUUUUUGGUCCAAUUCUUCCGUUUAUUAAUAUAAAGGAUGAGGAAGAAGCUAUCAACUUUAUAAAUUCUAGAGAAAAACCAUUAGCUUUGUAUGUUUUUACCACUAAGUCUAAGGUAAAGAAGACCUUUAUGGAACGGACUUCAAGCGGAGCAAUGGUUGUUAACGACACUGUUAUGCAUAUUAUAACUGAAGGUUUGCCAUUUGGUGGUGUUGGAUAUUCUGGUAUGGGUUCAUACAAGGGAAAGAAAACAUUUGACACAUUUAGUCACCAAAAAUCUGUUUUAUCGAAAAGUUUUAAUGUUAUAGCAGACAAAAUUGAAUCAGUGCGAUAUCCUCCCAAUACUAAUUUUACGACGUCAUUUUUAAAGGGAGUACUAAAGCUGUCUUUCAUCACUCGACGCUAAGGGAGGAUCCUGGUAACAACCCCUAUUCGUUGGCCACAUACCAUCACAGGCCAACUUCUUGAGGACACACCUUGUGGACUAGUGGCUGUCCAACACUUCUAGUACCUAGUAGCUAGUAACCAGAGUCACCACCACACAGGAACACCCACCACGAGACCGUAAGCAAGAACAGAGAUAAGUCGGUAACAACAGUAGCAACAUAGCCAUUUUUAUAUAUACCAUAUAUCCUAUAGUGUGUCUAUAUCUACCAUUUUUGUCCAGAUCUAAGUCCUUCCUCUACCCUCAUUGUACACCUAGAUAUAGCUAUGAGUAAUUACAGGGUAUAUAAUUUCACAGGUAGACUUACAGAAGUAGGUAUUUGACACUCCAUGGUAUAAAUUAUUCACUUUAUAUUUGGUACUAGUAAUAUUAAUAUAGUAUAGUUACGGUAUAUAUCUGAUUCUUGCUGAACGUGGGUACAUUUCAUUCAUCAGGUUGUAUUGUAUGUGACAAGUUAGGGUUUUUAAGUCUAACAGUGUUUUAUAUUUAAUAAUCUGAAUAGUUCAAUAGUCACUACAUUUUUCUAAUAUUUUGCUUCAUUUUCUGUUUUUCAUUUUAUGUUCAAUAAAUAUUUGCAGUUA
Messenger RNA from Diabrotica virgifera virgifera (western corn rootworm), 2123 nucleotides. RefSeq names its product aldehyde dehydrogenase, dimeric NADP-preferring. Gene Ontology annotation, molecular function: aldehyde dehydrogenase (NAD+) activity. NCBI's taxonomy places the organism in Eukaryota, Metazoa, Arthropoda, Insecta, Coleoptera, Chrysomelidae. The transcript is spliced from 8 exons. The record is from RefSeq and is a predicted model, not a curated record. The coding region runs from base 16 to 1503 and encodes 495 amino acids. Gene Ontology annotation, biological process: aldehyde metabolic process. Gene Ontology annotation, cellular component: cytoplasm.